Solanum dulcamara is the source of this 952-nucleotide messenger RNA. RefSeq names its product dehydration-responsive element-binding protein 1E-like. Bases 52 to 678 code for a protein of 208 amino acids. Gene Ontology annotation, molecular function: DNA binding; DNA-binding transcription factor activity. The record is from RefSeq and is a predicted model, not a curated record. Gene Ontology annotation, biological process: regulation of DNA-templated transcription. The transcript has a single exon. NCBI's taxonomy places the organism in Eukaryota, Viridiplantae, Streptophyta, Magnoliopsida, Solanales, Solanaceae.
UCGAAUCGGAUUCAAUUAAUCGAAAUUCAGAAGCCUGAAACUUGAACAAUUAUGAAUAACUCGAGUAAUUCGUGUUCUUCGAUUAGAACGGAUGUGCCUUCGGAUGAAGAAAGUUUUCUAUUAGCGUCGAGCAAGCCAAAGAAGCGAAUAGGGAGGAAGAAGUUCAAGGAAACACGUCACCCGAUUUAUCGAGGAGUGAGGAAGAGGAACAACGACAAAUGGGUUUGCGAAAUGCGUGAGCCGACUAAACAAAAGAGAAUAUGGCUAGGUUCGUACCCAACCGCGGAAAUGGCUGCACGUGCUCACGAUGUAGCUGCAUUAGCGCUUAAAGGACCAUUAGCCACAUUGAAUUUCGCAGACUCGGCUUGGAAGUUACAAGUUCCGGUAUCUAAGGACCCGAAGGAGCUACGCCAAGCGGCUGCUAGAGCCGCUGAGGCGUUCGCGAUCGAGCCGAUAGACGUACCACAAGAUAAUAUUGUAGUAGAUAAUUAUAAUGUGGUGGUUGAAGAAAAUGGUAGUAAUUUGUAUAGUAAUUCACGUGGGAUAGAAGAAUGGCAGGCAAAUAUGGAAGAAGAAUGUUUGUUUUCACCAAAUCCAUGUUUAUUUGGGAGUCAUUUCAGCUGGGAUGAUCAUGUGGAAAGUGAUGUUGAGGUCUCCUUGUGGAAUUAUUCUAUUUGAUCUCAUAUGUAAUUAGGGGUGGAGUUGCGAUCUAAUACAGGAUUCGGGCGAACCCAAUAAAUAUUCAGUGGUGUGCGCCUUACAAAGUCGUUAUUUGUUUUAAUAUUUAGAAUCUACAAACCUCAAAUCCUAGCUCUCUCUUUUAAAUCAUAGUAUUAUUUUUUGGAAUCUCCUUUUUGACGGUUUGGAGAAAGGAUGUUGUUGCUUUUAAUAGGCAAUGUAUUAUUUGAGAAAGGAGCUAGCUAGCUCAAUUAUUUCUUGAAGUUUAGAAGUC